Acanthosepion pharaonis is the source of this 513-nucleotide messenger RNA. The record is from the annotation of a GenBank genome assembly. NCBI's taxonomy places the organism in Eukaryota, Metazoa, Mollusca, Cephalopoda, Sepiida, Sepiidae.
AUGGGGAAAACGAAAUUGGCACCGCAACCUGAGACCUCUGUGCCCAGACUGGAACUCUGUGCUGCCGUCCUGGCGGUUGAAUUGGCAGAUAUGAUUGUCUCAGAGCUUGAUAUGCAAGUGAACUCUACCAUUUUUUUCACUGAUAGCAAGGUCGUUCUUGGCUAUAUAGGAAAUGAACAUCGCCGCUUUUACGUCUAUGUCAGCAAUCGAGUUCUGCGCAUCCGUCGAUCAUCUCAGCCUGAACAGUGGCAUUACGUACCCACGGAUAAAAACCCAGCUGACUGUGGAACCAGAUCAAUUCCUUCCAUCCAAAUGUCUACUACAGCCUGGCUCAACAGUCCCUCUUUCAUCUCCAACUCCUUGUUCAACCGUUUCGAAUCCAACUCCUACUGCCUUAUCAAUCCUGAAAACGACGUCGAAAUCCGUCCGGUAGUGACACGGGCAAUCGCUCGUUUGAUCCACAUCUCUCAGUCGUUUAAGAAAGAGACUAGACCGAAGGACUGCAAGGGCUGA